GGAAUUGCCGUGAUUCGUGGCCUUCGAUGCAAUUGCCUAGCGGUAUGACUUCUUUGGUAUUGACCGUGCCCAGAAGACUUGAUGGCCAGUGUCGUAGAUGAACACAUCGUCGCCCCUGAAACUAUCCAAUUGACCUUUUUUUCUGUCCUUGACAAGUUCGAAGUUCAGCGGGCCACUUUCGUCGGAAAAGACACACGGGUCGGCCAGUCGCGUCUUCAGCCAUCGAGCUACUCCCCAUUCUGCGCCUCCGCACGGCGGAGUCGGCGGUGCGAUCUUGGCGUCGACAUCACCGCCUAGCGAAUUGAGGGAAAGCACCAAGCGGGGGUCGUCUUGAGCUGCAUACUCAAGGGA
Molecule: messenger RNA, 351 nt
Organism: Tilletiaria anomala UBC 951
Lineage: Eukaryota; Fungi; Basidiomycota; Exobasidiomycetes; Georgefischeriales; Tilletiariaceae
Exons: 2
Coding region: 82-297 (71 amino acids)
Source: RefSeq, a predicted model, not a curated record